CGGCGAGAAUUUCUCGCUUGCACUUCAGUGCAAGUUCAGUUCUAAUGCAGUCUAGUACAAGAAUAACAGACCUAUUAAAAGAGGAGAUUCGGAUUUAUCUUUUGACAAUUUUAUUUUUUUGAUGUUGUUCUCGAGAUAUUUAUACAGAUUCUAUUAAUGUAAUAUAAUCUAUUACGAUACAAUUAUGAAAAGAGUAAUCAUUUUCGUUAAUGGAACCGAUGUUAAUGGCAAGGUUAGGUACUUAUGGUGACUCAUUCAUUAGAUGAAUUAUUAGCAGCAGCCGGUGCAAAAUUCGAAAUAACAGCAAAAAGAAUUUUUACAUCACAAGGUGGAGAAAUUGAUGAUAUCAAACUAAUUAGAGAUGAUGAUAUUCUAUAUAUUUCAAGUGGAGAAAAUUUUAUAUCAAUAAACAAGAUAUGUAGUCAUAAUCAGUUAAAUAGAAAUUCAGAAUGGAUUACACUGAAUGUAGGAGGACAAUAUUUUACGACAACUAGAAACACUUUGACAAAAAAAGAGCCUAUGAGUAUGUUAGCAAGAAUGUUUACAGAAACAAAUGCUGAACAUGCAAUACAACCAAGUAGACAAGAUCAUCAUGGAGCAUAUUUAAUUGACAGAAGUCCUACAUAUUUUGAACCAUUAUUAAAUUACUUGAGGCAUGGUCAAGUAAUACUUGAUUCGAAUAUUAAUAUAGCUGGAGUAUUGGCAGAAGCUUCUUUUUAUGGUAUCGAAGGUGCUAUUCGAAUCCUUACUGCAAUGACAGAAAAAGAAGAACUGCAGAAAGAGGGUCUUAUAUCUCUAACUCGCAAAGAUGUACUUAAAGCCAUUAUGUCAACACCAACUACUGCAGAACUUAGAUUCCAGGGAGUUGAUUUUGUAAGAGCUGAUCUUUCAAAACUAGAUCUUAGGAAUAUUAAUUUCAAGUAUGCUAUCAUGCAUCAUUGUAGUCUGGCAGGUGCUAAUUUGUCAGGAUGUUGUUUUGAACGUGCUGACUUAUCUUAUGCUAAUUUGCAAGGUGCACAACUUGUAUGCGUCAAAAUGUCAUGUGCAAACUUAGCUGCAGCCAAUCUACAUUCAUGCAAUUUUGAAGAUCCUGGUGGUUUACCAGCAAAUAUGGAAGGUGUAAAUUUGAAAGGUGCUAAUCUUGAAGGCAGUAACAUGGCAGCUGUCAAUCUCCGAGUAGCUACAUUAAAAAAUGCCAUUCUUAAAAAUUGCGUUUUGAGGUCUGCUGUUUUAGCUGGUGCUGAUUUAGAGUGUUGUGAUUUAUCUGGCUCUGAUCUACAAGAUGCAAAUUUACGAGGUGCAAAUUUGAAGGAUACUGCUUUUGAGUUAAUGUUAACACCACUGCACAUGUCUCAAACAAUACGAUAACAAUGAAUGUUAUACUGCAUAUUAUUGCAGAUUGAAUCCUUUAAUAAUAUGAGAUGACUGAUAUAUAAUAGAUAAU
Molecule: messenger RNA, 1444 nt
Organism: Camponotus floridanus (Florida carpenter ant)
Lineage: Eukaryota; Metazoa; Arthropoda; Insecta; Hymenoptera; Formicidae
Product: BTB/POZ domain-containing protein KCTD9
Exons: 7
Coding region: 244-1368 (374 amino acids)
Biological process (GO): intracellular signal transduction; protein homooligomerization
Molecular function (GO): protein binding
Source: RefSeq, a predicted model, not a curated record